GUUAAAUUAAAAUGGAAGCAACCAAGACCAUUAAUCUUACUGAACUUGAGACUGCCAUCGAAGACGCCUGGACUGAGAACAAAGUUCCCUUCUUCUUCGAUACUCAGGGAAAUGCUGAGGUCUUCUUCAAGUAUAAGGCCAAUCUGGUCGAGCUCAACAGGAUGCAGGUCGCCCUUGCAGCUGAAGAGACCACAGUUGAUGAUGUUAAAGAGAAGAUUAGAACUCAUCUUUUGUAUGCUUUGAAAUCUGGAUCGUGCAUAGUUUUCUUUGUUGAUAAGUUGAUGGGUAAAUUUGAAGAUUACUAUGACGAAUCUUUCCUUCCAAAAGAAAUCUUUGACCCAACUGAGAUUGUCAAACCAGAGAUCUACAAAAAGAUACUUAAGGAAGAUGAAGAUAUGGACAACUUUGGAAACAAAGGAGGAUUCUAUCAUCAAGAAACAUUCAGAGUUGCUGUACUUAGCACUAGAACUCCUGACUCCGAGGACAACUCAGACAUUGCUGAGCAUCUCGAGCCAGAGAAGUUCGAGUUCAUCAAGAUUGAAUAAGCUGUUAAAGAAGAAUCUUGGGACAUAUUUACACUUUUGCAAACACUUAUUUUUAACCGUUC
Molecule: messenger RNA, 607 nt
Organism: Moneuplotes crassus
Lineage: Eukaryota; Ciliophora; Spirotrichea; Euplotida; Euplotidae
Source: the annotation of a GenBank genome assembly